This is a messenger RNA of Populus euphratica (Euphrates poplar), 983 nucleotides long. RefSeq names its product transcriptional regulator SUPERMAN-like. The transcript is spliced from 2 exons. The coding region runs from base 208 to 798 and encodes 196 amino acids. The record is from RefSeq and is a predicted model, not a curated record. Lineage: Eukaryota; Viridiplantae; Streptophyta; Magnoliopsida; Malpighiales; Salicaceae.
CCUAACACGUAAAUAUAGUCGCGCAUCUAGUUCCCUUUGUCUUGAAAAGUUAGGGGUACUUCACAAACCACCAUUUAUUAAUGUUGUAGGAACCAUCCACUAGAUCUCCCCUGGAUUUAGCAAAAAGAACAACACUGGCGCGCUUAGUUUUCAAUGUACAUAAUUUGCUGAAGUAAUAUCCAAAUAUAGCAGCAGACAUUUGCAGCAAUGGACAGGAACUAUAUACAGAAAAGUACCACUGUUGAAGACAAAUGGGAGUGGAACAACGUGAUCUUCGAAGGAGAACAUACAAGUGGUAUUUCAUGGCCGAAAAGAAAUUACACAUGCAGCUUUUGCAAGAGAGAAUUCAGCUCUGCUCAAGCACUCGGGGGACAUAUGAAUGUUCACAGGAGAGAUAGAGCCAGGCUAAAACAGCUGCCUUCUUGGUUUUGUGAUUGUCCAAAACCUCAUUCCAUGUCUAACCCUAAACCUUUACCUUAUCCCUCAUCCAAGUUCUCUCCGUAUCCUGAUCACACUCAUGAUCACUCCUUGCUCUCUCCACUCCUCGCUUCUUUCUCUUCACCUUCUUACCCAGAAAAGAAAUCCAUAGCUGAAUGUCCUCAGAGUAUAAAUUCAACAAGGAAGAUAAGCGAUAUGAGAGCUGUGGUUGGGGUUGGAGAAUUGAAGAAGAAUUUCGUACAAGAUGGUGAUCAGCUUAAAGUUUCGAGGACAAGUGGGAUUAUUAGCUUGGACUUGGGAAUGAGAUGUGAAGAUCCGAAGGAGGUUUUGGAUUUGGAGCUUCGACUUGGCUGUUUUUAGUAAAAAAAAAACAUGAGUACUGUCGAUUAAUAUCCACUCUGUGUCCACACCAGUAGCUGGAUCUUUGGUUCUAUCUCUAAGCAGCCUCAGCUUGUUUGCAUCUGCCAUGCAUGAUCUUUGCCUUCUUCGUAAUCUACCAUACAUUACUAAAGCGCAAUGCUGUUUAUGUAUGGCUUUAAUAUUCA